Messenger RNA from Spodoptera exigua (beet armyworm), 2236 nucleotides. The record is from the annotation of a GenBank genome assembly. NCBI's taxonomy places the organism in Eukaryota, Metazoa, Arthropoda, Insecta, Lepidoptera, Noctuidae.
AGAGCGCCUGUCGGAUUCAGUUAUUAAAAUGUACCGUGAAAGAGCUGAUGUCAAAGAUGAAAAUGAGUUCUUUGAAAAGUUAAAAAGAGCAAAAAAAAGGAACUUAAGUUUUGAAAUUGAAGAUGAAGAUAUGCCUGCACCUAAAAAACAAAAGAAAAAUAACCAGGAGCCUCAAGAGUACAUUAUUGAAAAAAUCCUUAAUUUUAAAUAUGAGUCUGGUAAGGAAUAUUUUCACAUCAAAUGGGAAGGAUGGCCAGAUAGUGAGAACACAUGGGAACCAAUUGAACAUCUUGAUAACUGCCCAGGUGUAUUGAGAGAGUUCCUUGUAGAUGAAGAACUCAAAUACUGCAGUAAAAUGGAAAGUUUAAAAGAAGAACUUUCAUUUGGUGAUUUAUUGAGUGAAGAAAAUCUUAUCAAACGGUUUGAUGAAGUAGAAUCCAAUGAUAUUGUAAAAUUAAAAGAAAGUCUUACACUAAAAUUACUCACUAUGAUAGUUUUACCUCAAGAAUGUGAAGCACAAGCCACAGAGCUUGUACAAGAGACUAGAGAUCUUUUACAACUUUAUGUUCUCACUAGAAAAAGAUGUCAGCAGUUAAUGAAAUUAAGGAAAUGGGAAGAACACUUAAAUCAAGUGGACAAAUCAAAAAAACUUCUAGUAGAAAAUAACUUUGACUUAGCUGGACCCCCAGAAAAUUUUACUUACAUAAAUCAAUGUAUACCUGGCAGUGGUGUCACUAUACCUGAUGAUCCACCCAUUGGUUGUGAAUGUUCUGCAUGCAACUGUCGAUCUAAAGCAUGCUGUGGUAUGCAAGCUGGCUUAUUUGCCUACACUGCUAAGAAGAGACUUCGUGUUGCACCGGGUACCCCAAUUUAUGAAUGUAACAAAGCUUGUAAGUGCUCCUCAGAGUGCUGUAAUCGUGUAGUUCAAGGUGGCAGAAAUAUUAAACUAAGUAUUUUUAGAACAUCAAAUGGAUGUGGAUGGGGGGUAAAAACAGAGCAACAAAUAAGACAAGGGCAAUUUCUCUGUCAAUAUGUUGGAGAAGUAAUAACAUUUGAAGAGGCAGAAAAACGUGGAAGAGAAUAUGAUGCAAAUGGCCUCACUUAUUUGUUUGACUUGGAUUUUAAUUCUGUUGAGAAUCCAUAUGUAGUGGAUGCAGCUCAUUUAGGAAAUGUUUCACAUUUCAUCAACCAUUCAUGUGAUCCUAAUCUCGGAGUUUGGGCAGUGUGGGCAGAUUGCCUUGAUCCAAACCUUCCCAUGUUAGCUCUCUUUGCUACUCGUGAUAUAGACAUUGGUGAAGAGCUGUGUUUUGAUUAUCUGCAAAAAGCUUCUGACAGUGAUGAAACAGAAACAAAUGGUUCCGGUAUAAGUAAAGAUAGUUCAUAUGAUAAUGACAUUCCAAGUGGCUCUGAAGCUAACACGGGCACUACACCCGUAUCACCUGUCAAGUCUAGAUUUGAAAUACAGCAGCAGAAUAGAGCUAUGCUCAGGAAUCUCACAGAAUGUAAAUGUGGUGCUUUAAAAUGUCGCAAAUAUUUAUUUUGAUUGUUGCCCAACAUACAUAGUUUACUUCAUAAUAUUUUCAAUAGGACAGUAACUGUCAUGCAUAAAAAAGAAUCUCACAAAACAACUGUCUGUUUUUCUUAAAAGUUUUUUUAAGUUUGACAUACUGGAAAGAUCAAUUUUAACAUUGUUUGAUAAUGUUGUUUUUCUGAGAAAUAUCAGAAGUAUUCAUGUACUGUUAUUUUUUCCUUUCAAUGCAAUGUAAAGACUGUUUUAACAGAUAUAUUGUUGAAUGUUAUCUAAAUAUGUCGAGAGAUAUACAGAUGUGUUAUACUAUUUUUCUAUUGAUAAAUUGUUAAGGCUGGUACCAAUUACAAAAUUAUGGACUUGAAUAAAAUUGAAAACCAGCUAAAUGUGAUUUUCAUCAAAGAAACUCCUCACUAGAAUUUAUGGAUAUAAAAUCAUGUUUGCCUUAUUCAUAAAUAUAGAUAUAGGUGCUCAACUGUAAAUAAAAAAACUAGAAUUACUCUACUGGAUUUAUAAAAUUCCUGUUAAAAUAACAUGAAUUGAAUAGUUUAUUUUGGAUUUUUAGUUGAUUUAAUAUUAUUAAGUACAAGCAAAUUAGUCUACUGAACAACUUAAGAUUAACAUUGCAUUAUUAAUAGAAUAAGUAUUAUAAUUUUAGUGCAUAGUGAUGACUUUGCGUUAAAGUUUAAUAAAAAACAUUAUUUCACC